UUCCCUUUACUCGGGAUGUCUGGCAACUUGGGGACAGUGACCUGGACCCUGUUCCUCCUCCUCCUUGCACCUGGCUGGGUAGAACCGCAGGCCUGCACGUAUCCAUGCCAGUGUCCCUCCCAGCCUCUGCAGUGCCCCCCUGGCACCAGCCAUGUGUUGGAUGCCUGUGGUUGCUGCAAGGUGUGUGCCAGGCAGCUUGGCGAGCUCUGUUCCCUGCAGAAACCCUGUGAUCAUCACAAGGGACUCUACUGCGACUUCUCCAAAAUCCACAGAGGCAGCGGGAUCUGCUUAGCUCACGAGGGCGCGACUUGUGACCUGCUGGGCAAGAUCUACCACAACGGAGAGAGCUUCCAGCCCACCUGCAAGCUGCAGUGCAUCUGCAUGGACGGGGCCAUCGGCUGCAUCCCGCUCUGCUCCGACGACCUGCGGCUGCCAUCCCCCGAGUGCCCCAACCCGCGGCGGGUGAAGUUCCACAAUAAGUGCUGCGAAGAGUGGAUCUGCGAGGAGGGCAGCGAGGAAAACCGCUUCGAAACAGCCAUGGCGGUUUUCAGGGAGGAUCCGGCACACAAGCCGGAGCUGAAUAACCUGCAGGAGAACUGCUUGGUGCAGACCACCGAGUGGAGCGCUUGCUCCAAGAGCUGCGGCAUGGGCAUCUCUGCCCGAGUAACCAACGACAACCCCCAGUGCCGCCUGGAGAAGGAGACCCGGCUCUGCAUGGUCCGGCCCUGUGACUUCCCCGUGGAGAAAACCAAGAAGGGGAAGAAGUGUGUGCGGACCCCAAAGCCACGCCAGAGCCUCCACUUUGAGUUUUCGGGCUGCACCAGCACCCGUUCCUACCGGCCCAAGUUCUGCGGCAGCUGCACGGACGGCCGCUGCUGCACCCCGUACGUCACCAGCACCGUGGAAGUGGAGUUCCGCUGCCCCGAGGGGGACUUCUUCCAGCGGAAGAUGAUGUUCAUCAAGGUGUGCUCCUGCCACUACGACUGCCCCCGAGACAACGACAUCUUUCUGGCCACCUAUCACAGGAGGAUGAUUGGAGACCACGUCAAGACAGAGAGGCAGUAGCCCUCUCCAUGCCAGAUCCACAGGCCAAGGUGUCAAGAGGGCUCUGCAGCGCUUUCGUGGCUGUGUCCCAGGUCAAUGCAGCCUCUUCCCCCUCUGUGAGGGGCUGUGCUCUUCAGAACAGCACCGUUCGCCACCAGUGGUCCCAGUGGCCUUCCUAACAAGCCGAGGUGCGUGGGGGCACAGCCCCAUCUGCUCCAGGCUCCUGACCUUCACCCGUGGUGGUGCAAAGGUCAGUGAAGGAACCAGAAACAGGCUUGAGCCGCAAACUUGAUCCAUGUUCCCACUGACCAGAUGGGAGAGUGGAUCAAAGCCGCGUGGCUCCAGCCUGUGUCCAGCUGAGAGCACAGCGGGUACGAUUCCCCGUGGCCACUGGCCUGCCAAAACCAUGCGGCAAACCCAGAGCAUGAGACAGGGGAAGCCCAGGAGGCCUGAGCUAAAGCCGAGCUCUGCGGCCUGCUUUCUAGCAGAGUGGGGCUCUGCUGCGUGUUGAUGCAAAGCUUCUCAGUGAGGAAAGUGGUCCUGGCCCGGUGCUGGGCUUCUGCUGAGCUUUUCAACUAUUUUUGGCUAAUUCGAUCCAACAAGUUGGCAAAAACUCUUCCCCAUCCUAGUGCCCACCUUUCACCCUCCCAUGUGCUUUCCUGUCAGCAGCUUUGUUCCAGAUCCGUUUGCUCCUAGAGAGGCCGGAUCAUCUGCUGGGCGACCUGUUCUCCGGGCAGCUCAAGGCUGGGCUUGCUUUUUUCCCCCAUUAAAUUCCUUUUAGCCUCGUGUGCCAGCGAGGGUGACGGCGAAGACAAGGAAACAGCCAGUUGUGUAGUGUCACUGCAGGAGAUGGAGUGUGGCUCAGGGCCUCCUCCAGAAGAUCUGAGCCCAGGAAGGAGUUUAGAAAAAAGGAUUUGGCCAGGCUGUAGCUUUGCCUCUGGCGCUGGCAGGGCAGUGUUUUUAGUGCUGUGAUCAGCAUGUCCUAUUGUCCCUUUCGGUAAGCUCUUCAGAAAUGGCUCUGGGGUGGGAGAGGGGCUGGACUCCGCCGGCUUGCACAUCCACAGUGGGGCUGCAGCUACGUUUCGGCUCUGGAGUCUUUGCUGGUGGGUCACAAGUUGGAGGAAUGCAGUUCAGCUCGGGUCUCCCCAGGGAAUUUAAGGCACUGGCAAGAAAAAUGCCCGUAUUUGUAAAUGGAGUUACUGAGGCAGUGGCACGGAAAGCUGCAUGGUGCUGGGGUCUCCAGCACUGGGAUUCCCUUCUUCCCAAAUCUGUGCAGAGUCUCUCUGCCGUUAACGACGUGCUGAUGGCCAGCCCGUAGCUCUGGGAGAGGCCACCAUCACAGGAGUGGUCCCGUAAGCCCCCAGCCUGGCUGGCACAGCCAGCAGCGAUGCAGCCCCGUGCACCUCGGCAGCUCCAUGGUGUCUCUGAAGUCUUACCAGUUGCGUUUAAUGUCUGCUGAUUUUUAGCAGAAACAUCCAGGUAAAGUGCCGGAUCUCGUUCCUUAAAUCUUCCCGGCCUUUCACUGCUGGAAAUCAUGAUGGAUUCCUGUCCCGGCCAGGCAGGAGCAGGGGUCACGCUGCAGCACUGAGGCUUUACCCCACCACAACUCCCACCCCAAAGCAGAACCUGAUGCCGGAGGAUAAUCCCAGCCAUCAAUAAACGCUGCCCUGCAGCUCGUAACUCCGCUGAAAUGCCAGCUUGGGGCCUGUGUCUCGUCUCAGCCCCUCUUUUCUUGCUCUCUCAGCCUGCGGAAGCUCAUGAGCCUUCAGCCUCCUGUAAUCAAUUAGAACUGUAAAUAAUUUAUCUGAUGUUGUUUUUUUUUUUUAAAGGCCUUUGUACAGUUCUUGUAUCCUUUUAGUACAACCUCGCUUGGGGCCUUUUCUCCCCUUGCCCUCCAGGUCUGCUCUGAACUUUUUUCUCCUGCCAUUUACACGGCUUCUGAGUGUAAAACUACGCUGAGGUUGCACUUUACUCAACGCUAAUAAAUAUCUCUUUAUUUUUUAUAUCCCUGGCAGCAUCCCUCUGUGUGAGGCUCCUGCCCGGCUUCCCCUCCGGCCUUUCCCCAGUGCCACCGGCCUGCUGGGACCAGUGCUGGGAUCCUCUGCAAAGCCAAUGGCUGGGUGCGGAGAGGAUGGGGGGUCCACAGGAGAGAGGGGGGGCUGUUCCCCUUCCCGAACAGCAGCGGGGCUGGUGUUGGUGUCUCAUGGGCACCUCUGGGAGGGGACACGCAGAGCCCCCCCCUCGCCUGCUUAAGGACCCAGAAGUCCUUAAUACCCGGUUAAAAAUA
Molecule: messenger RNA, 3331 nt
Organism: Aquila chrysaetos chrysaetos
Lineage: Eukaryota; Metazoa; Chordata; Aves; Accipitriformes; Accipitridae
Product: CCN family member 2-like
Exons: 5
Coding region: 16-1065 (349 amino acids)
Biological process (GO): signal transduction; cell adhesion
Cellular component (GO): extracellular region; extracellular matrix
Molecular function (GO): integrin binding; heparin binding
Source: RefSeq, a predicted model, not a curated record